Cynocephalus volans (Philippine flying lemur) is the source of this 721-nucleotide messenger RNA. It is a transcript of the gene MRPL27, whose product is annotated as mitochondrial ribosomal protein L27. Gene Ontology annotation, cellular component: ribosome; mitochondrial large ribosomal subunit. Gene Ontology annotation, molecular function: structural constituent of ribosome. NCBI's taxonomy places the organism in Eukaryota, Metazoa, Chordata, Mammalia, Dermoptera, Cynocephalidae. The coding region runs from base 22 to 471 and encodes 149 amino acids. The transcript has 4 exons. Gene Ontology annotation, biological process: translation. The record is from RefSeq and is a predicted model, not a curated record.
GGAAGCGGGCGUGAGGCGAACAUGGCGUUUGCAGUAGUGCUGGCCUUGAGGACGCGGGCAGUCGUUACAGCCCUGCUGAGCCCCCCUCAGGGUACCGUUCUUGCCCUCAGAUAUGCAUCCAAGAAGUCAGGUGGCAGCUCCAAAAACCUCGGUGGCAGGUCACCAGGCAAACACUAUGGCAUCAAGAAAAUGGAAGGUCACUAUGUUCAUGCUGGCAAUAUCCUUGGGACUCAGCGCCAUUUCCGCUGGCACCCAGGUGCACAUGUGGGGCUGGGGAAGCGGAAGUGCCUGUACGCCCUGGAGGAGGGGACAGUCCACUACACUAAGGAGGUCUAUGUGCCCAAUCCCAAAGACCCGGAGGCUGUGGAUCUGGUCACCAGGCUGCCCAGGGGUGCUGUGCUCUACAAGACUUUUGUCCACGUGGUUCCUGCCAAGCCUGUGGGCACCUUUAAACUGGUAGCUAUGCUUUGAAGUCCUGCCUGAGGCACCUUUAAACUGGUAGCUAUGCUUUGAAGUCCUGCCUGAGGCCAUUGGACAGAGACUGGAGCCCAGGUGACAGGAGUGGGUGAUAGCAGAAGUCAAGGGUUGGAGUGAUGACAAGGCCUCCCAAGGAAGAGGUCUGCUUGAUGGUGACUCUGCAGGAGAUUCUGUGAAGUGACUGCUGGGAAACCCUUAGGGAUACCUGACCUGGGACCAAAAAUAAAGUUUGCUGGAAUCAUGA